CGUCCCGCUGCGAUUUCCCCAUUCGCUGACGACAGACGCGCGUCGGUGACGUUACGGCGUCCGCUGUCCGGAAGUGCGCGGGGUGGCGACGACGGCGGCGACGACGGCGGCGGCGGCGGUGGGGCUGAUGUGUGGUUGGUGACUCUGACCCCCAGAUGCUGAGGUGCCUGAAUCCCUGGCGUGGGCCAUUACUGAGCUGUAGUUGGAGUAGGCUGUGCCUUUUCAAGCAGUAUCUAUUUACAAUGAAGCUGCAGUCUCCAGAAUUUCAGUCACUGUUCACAGAAGGAUUGAAGAGUCUGACAGAAUUAUUUGUCAAAGAAAAUCAUGAGUUAAGAAUAGCAGGAGGAGCAGUGAGGGAUUUAUUAAAUGGAGUCAAGCCUCAAGAUGUGGACUUUGCUACCACUGCGACCCCUGCUCAAAUGAAGGACAUGUUUCAGGCCGCGGGUAUUCGUAUGAUAAACAACAAAGGAGAAAAGCAUGGAACGAUUACUGCCAGGCUUCAUGAAGAAAAUUUUGAAAUUACUACACUGCGGAUUGAUGUUGUCACUGAUGGAAGACAUGCUGAGGUAGAAUUCACAACUGAUUGGCAAAAAGAUGCUGAACGCAGAGAUCUCACUAUAAAUUCCAUGUUUUUAGGUUUUGAUGGUACCUUAUUUGACUACUUCAGUGGUUAUGAAGAUUUAAAAAAUAAGAAAGUUAGAUUUGUUGGACAUGCUAAACAGAGGAUACAAGAAGAUUAUCUUCGAAUUUUAAGAUAUUUCCGGUUUUACGGGAGAAUUGUAGACAAACCUGGUGACCAUGAUCCUGAGACUUUGGAAGCAAUUGCAGAAAAUGCAAAAGGCUUGGCUGGAAUAUCAGGAGAGAGGAUUUGGGUUGAACUGAAAAAAAUUCUUAUUGGUAACCAUGUAAAUCAUUUGAUUCACCUCAUCUAUGACCUUGAUGUGGCUCCUUACAUAGGCUUACCUACUAAUGCAAGUUUGGAAGAAUUUAACAAAGUUAGUAAAAAUGUUGAUGGUUUUUCACCAAAGCCAAUGACUCUCUUGGCCUCAUUAUUCAAAGUACAGGAUGAUGUCACAAAACUGGAUUUGAGGUUGAAGAUUUCAAAAGAAGAGAAGAACCUUGGCAUAUUCAUAGUUAAAAACAGGAAAGAUUUAGUUAAAGCAACAGAUAGUUCAGAGCCACUGAAACCCUAUCAAGACUACAUUAUAGACGCUAGGGAAUCUGAUGCAACCACCCGCGUAUAUGAGCUCCUCAAGUACCAGGGAGAGCACGGUCUUCUGCAGCAGAUGCAGCAGUGGUGCGUUCCUCCGUUUCCUGUAAGUGGGCAUGACAUCAGAAAAGUGGGCAUUUCUUCAGGAAAAGAAAUCGGGGCUCUGCUGCAGCAGUUGCGAGAACAGUGGAAAAAAAGCGGCUACCAAAUGGAGAAAGAUGAACUCCUAAGUUACAUAAAGAAGAGUGAAAAUUGAUGAGAGCUGGCACUCAAUAGAAAAUUUGGGGUAAGGUUAGAUUUUCUUCUCUCCCUCUCAGUGAGAUUUAAGAGACUUGAAUAUGUAGGUGAAAGAAAGCCAGCUUAGACCAGCUUAGAGGACCUUUUCAGAUCAAUAGAGGUCUUCUGUGGUGAGUUUCAGGCAGUAAACUCAAGUCUACCUCCUCUUAAUCUCAUUUAUAUCCUUGAACCUUGUGAUUUUUUCGGAAUAACUCCUGCUGUGAUAGUACAGUUGGCUUCCCCUGUCUUCAUCUGUCUAGGCGUCCCCCUCCCCCACCCCAGGGUAACGCAUUACUGAUCUUAAAAAGUGCUGUCUUUAAGAAAGAAGUGUUUGAUGUUUGCAGUUGAAAUAACUACAUUAUUUUACCAUUGUCUUUAAGUGUCAACUCUUACUUGAAUUUCAAAAUAAAAUUGUGUUGAAAGUAGCUAAUAAAAUAUCCUGUAUAAAAUUAUAAAGACCAGGUAUGUCCCUGGUGGCUGGCAUUCAUACACCCAAAACUUGUUCUAGCAGUCUCUACGUUUUAGUAUGUAGUCCAUAUCGUCCUUUGUUAACAACGAUUUCUUUAUGCAUACUAGGCCUGAGAAAGACUGGCUUGACAGUUACACUUGAGCCUUUUAUUUUAAUAAACAUUCCCUUUGGAAUUGGAA
Lutra lutra (Eurasian river otter) is the source of this 2134-nucleotide messenger RNA. RefSeq names its product tRNA nucleotidyl transferase 1 (gene TRNT1). Gene Ontology annotation, biological process: RNA processing. NCBI's taxonomy places the organism in Eukaryota, Metazoa, Chordata, Mammalia, Carnivora, Mustelidae. Bases 156 to 1466 code for a protein of 436 amino acids. The transcript has 8 exons. The record is from RefSeq and is a predicted model, not a curated record. Gene Ontology annotation, molecular function: RNA binding; nucleotidyltransferase activity.